AUGCUCUUCUCCUCGUCGUCAGCAUCAUUCGCUGUGGUGCUUCUGUUAACACAAUGGGCCCAUUCCACGAUUGCUGCACAAUGCUAUUUCUCCGACGGCACCGAAGCGGACAGCAGUUUCCAGCCUUGCUUCCCGGAUCAAGAGAAUAGCCCCUGCUGUGCGAAUAACAAGCCCAAGAGCAUGGCCAACGACAUUUGUUUGACGAGUGGCCUGUGUCUGGCACAGAUGCAGGGCUACAGCGGGUUGAUAUAUCAGAACGGGUGUACCGAUCAAACCGGGAAGAGCAGCCAGUGUCAGACGAUUUGUUCGGGCUCUGCAUCGGGCGGGAUCCACCUUCUCCCUUGCCCGGCCAAGGGUGUUGACCAGUGGUGCUGUAGCAUCAACGGGACGAACUGCUGCGAUAACGCGGGGACAGUCACGAUCGGCACUAUCUACGGAUACACGAGCACAUCGUCGACUUCGACAUCGACAGCCACCGGGACCGGAACCGGAACGAUAGCCACAACGACCGUCACCACAACAGCGACAGCCGGCAACGGUACAGAAGUCUGCGCGGAUUCGAGUUCGAAGACGACCGCGGUCGGGGCUGGGGUUGGCGCUGGUCUGGGUGCCUGUUUGGUUGCGACGCUAUUUGCGCUCUGGUUCCAGCGACGGGCGUAUCAGAGGAAACUGCAGCAGAGUGGCGGAUAUGCGGGAUACGGUCCCACCAGCCCUGACAUGACAUACGCUCAGUCCGGGUAUUCGCAUCCGUCGAGUGGUGCUCAGCAGGUUGUCUCUGAGUUGCACUCCCCUCACGGAGUCAUCCAUGAGGUGGAUGGAAGGGAGGCACGCAAAUGA
Aspergillus thermomutatus is the source of this 837-nucleotide messenger RNA. RefSeq lists its product as uncharacterized. The transcript has 2 exons. The coding region runs from base 1 to 837 and encodes 278 amino acids. The record is from RefSeq and is a predicted model, not a curated record. Lineage: Eukaryota; Fungi; Ascomycota; Eurotiomycetes; Eurotiales; Aspergillaceae.